GCGGACGACUUCAUCCGAGCAAACGCCUGCAAUAAAUUGACCGUCAUUGCUGAGCAGAUCCGGUACUUGCAGGAGCAAGCACGAAAGGUCUUGGACGAAGCUAACAGAGAUGCUGAUCUGCACCAUGUGGCCUGCAACCUUGUGAAGAAGCCAGGAAACAUUUACUACAUGUACAGGCGGGAGAGCGGCCAACGAUACUUCUCCAUCCUCUCUCCCAAGGAAUGGGGGACCAGUCCCCAUGAAUUUCUCGGUGCCUAUAAGCUCCAACACGACAUGUCCUGGACUCCCUUUGAGGACAUUGAGAGACGAGAUGCUGAAAUAAACAUCCUAGACAAGCUGCUGAGCCGGCAGGCAGCGCUGCCCCCGUGUACAGAGCCCAACUUCCAGGGCCUCACCAAGUGA
Molecule: messenger RNA, 402 nt
Organism: Mesitornis unicolor (brown roatelo)
Lineage: Eukaryota; Metazoa; Chordata; Aves; Mesitornithiformes; Mesitornithidae
Product: chromosome unknown open reading frame, human C1orf50
Exons: 3
Source: RefSeq, a predicted model, not a curated record